This is a messenger RNA of Aspergillus clavatus NRRL 1, 1542 nucleotides long. Its product is annotated as DUF1996 domain-containing protein. The coding region runs from base 1 to 1542 and encodes 513 amino acids. The transcript has 3 exons. The record is from RefSeq and is a predicted model, not a curated record. NCBI's taxonomy places the organism in Eukaryota, Fungi, Ascomycota, Eurotiomycetes, Eurotiales, Aspergillaceae.
AUGACUCGAGCCUUGCGACUAGACAUCGGUCUGGUGACCAGCUUACUCGCCCUCUCCGGUCUGACUGAUGCUUUCUGGCGUCUCCCUUGUCGUGGACGAAGUGGUCUGGCCAGAAUUGAUCCGCUCAUGGAUCCUGGCCGUCCGUCUUCGCACGUCCACACGGUCCAUGGGUCUGGUGCCUUUUCCAUGUCAGCCGAUGCGGCCGAUCUGAAGGCAUCGGACUGUACUUCGUGCGCUAUCACGCAGGACAAGUCCGCGUACUGGGCUCCGGCACUGUAUUUCAUGCACGAGAAUGGUGAGGCAGAACUUGUGGACGAAGUCGGAGGCAUGCUUGUCUACUACCUACUGUACGGAAACAACGUGACCGCCUUCCCUGACAAUUUCCGCAUGAUUGCGGGCGACAAUCUCCUGCGCGACUUCCCCUGGCCCGUCCCUGAUCCUCCCAAGUCGGAGUGGACUGGCGACCAGUCCUCCCAAAAGGCUCUUGAGCAGAAGGCCAUCGGUUUCAACUGUCUUAACUAUGCGCUGACCCCGGAACCAUCCCUUGGCCGUCAUUUUCUGCCCAAUAAGACCUACCUGGAUGAGCACUGCCCCGACGGUGUUCGCUUUGAGCUAAUGUUCCCUUCGUGCUGGAACGGCAAGGACAUCGAUGCGGACGACCACAAGUCCCACAUGGCCUAUCCCUCGCUGGUCAUGGACGGCACCUGCCCUGAGGGUUAUGAGACCCGCGUUGUUUCGCUCUUUUAUGAGACCAUCUGGAACACCUAUGCUUUCAAGGACAAAGAGGGCUACUUUGCGAUCUCUAAUGGUGACCCAACCGGUUAUGGCUACCACGGCGACUUCAUGCACGGCUGGGAAGAAGGCGUCCUGGAGCAGGCUGUCGAGCAAUGCACCAGCUCGUCUGGACAGGUGGAGGACUGCCCUGUCUUCAAGCUUCAGAGUGAGGACGACCAGCGAGCAUGCAAGUUCGAUAUUCCCCAGGUGCUCAAGGGUGAACAGCUCGUCCUGACCAGCGAGGGUCUUCCCAACGACCUUGCGGUCCAAUGGGGCCCCGCUUAUGCCAAACCGCUUGCUUUGGUCUCCUCCGUGGUCUCUAGUGCGCUCAGUGCAGCCACCGAGGAGGUUAGUUCUGUGGUCCAAGACCUGUCUCUCAGUGUUAGUGCCAUCGCCAAUAACCUUCAGGCAAGUCACCCCACCGCGACGGCUGAGCCAUCGACAUCGACCACCCUCCCGCCCACAACGACCUCCACCCCAACACCAACAUGGACCCCGACCCCAACCACUUCCUAUAUUGAAGGCGCCGUGACUCAGGCGGUCGUCUACGUCGAGCAGGAAAUCAUCGUCUGGGUCGACGGUCAGAACAACAUCAUUGGCACCUCGACUGGAGGCCUGGAGACUGUCUCCAGCUUCACAUCAACCACCACCCGGACCAUCUCGACCGUUGUCACUAUCCCAACAGAACCCCCCGUGAAGCGCGACGAACAUGCUCACCAUGCCCACAAGCGUCAUGGCCAUGGCCACUUGCACCGACGGGGCAACUGA